Molecule: messenger RNA, 1165 nt
Organism: Durusdinium trenchii
Lineage: Eukaryota; Dinophyceae; Suessiales; Symbiodiniaceae
Source: the annotation of a GenBank genome assembly
CAUAGUUGGCAGUGUCUGCUUGGCCUCUUUUGUUUGUAGUGUUCAUGUACCUGGCAUGGCGACCCAUUUUCCAGCGAGCGUUCCACUCUGGGCGGCUCCGCCCAUUCUCGUGGAGGGCUCGCAGACGGCCAGUGCAACUGCCAGGAGAGGGAUCCGCGUGGUGUGACGUCUUCACCCUGGGAUCCGCCGUCACCAUGGGGCUCCUGUCCGUCACCGUGGCGAAGAGCUGGGUCCGAUGCGAUGAAGAGUUUAGAGAGCUUCACCUGUCCCAGCGUGAUGAAGCUUUGCUCCUCUCCGUGUUGGACGGUGGUGUGGCGAACUUGCAGAAGUGGACGCAGGCCCCAGCAUCCUGGUGGGAUGACAGCAGACAGAUCCGCAUCUCUGGUCUGAAGGAUUGUAUGCACUACAUCAAAAGGCUCGAGGGUUUUCCCAUCAAGCUGCAAAUGGUCACUGCUGUUUGGGAGGAGGUCGCUUUGGAUGAUCUGUUGGUCUUAUCUGAAGCUUCGGACAACUGCCUGAAGCUCACCUUUGAUCCCGUGAUCGAUACCAUGACCACACGUCUUCACUUCGGAGGGGGCAUUCGGAAGGGCCGUGUGUUGCGGACGAUGACGCGACCCACCUUAAUGGGCAUCAUCCAGGCUAGAGAGGUUGACUCGGUCUUGCGGGAGCCGGAGAUCAUGGCCGAUGGAUGGGUUGUGGGUGGAGGCUUAGGAUUGCAGUCGCCCCUCUUGGUGGACAAGAUUCAGGAAAGUGAAUAUCUGAAAGCUUUGGCAGCAGUGCCACCAAGCAAAGGAAAGGUGCGAGCAAUUGAUCACACGAGUGAAUAUCUCUUCCAGCCCUUGGAUGAUGCUGCUCGAUCCGCUUCGAGUGCAAAGGGUACUUGGAAGGUUCACUACAUCCUCUUGAGCGAAGCAGGUGGCGGGGUGCCGCUGUGGGCGGCAGAAAAGGGCGUGCUGAAAGCGAUCAUAGAUUGGUAUACAGCUGCCCACAAAGAGUGGGUGCGCCGACAAACUGUGAGUGGGUGAUUCAAUUUUCAUGUGCAGCCAGCUGUUGCUGUGCGCACAAAGUGUCCGAAGAACCUCUAGUAGGUGUAGCCAUUAGCUGCACCUGUUGUCCAGCGUGUCAAUUUUCUCCAGGCACCCUGCCUGAUGCUUGAUCGAUUCAA